CAGAGUGAAACAUAAGCUAACAAGAAUCCAGAGGCGCAGGAGUUGAGUUGCCGCCAAAACAUCCGAAUGGGGAGGAGAAGAGGGACAAGAUAUUCUCCAAAAUCAUAUAAAUCGGACCACCCCGUCGCCGCCGCUACUCCUCUUGCUAAUCUAACCCUCAACUCUGUGCUGUUGCAUGAUUGGUGGCUGGGCAGGGCGCGGCCCAGGGGUUUAGCUAUUGGAGGAUUUGAAUGCAGAGGGAGACAAGGACAAAGAGUGUUCUGUUCUGCAGCCAUUGCCAAAAGACACGAUGCCACCACUCUUGAGACUGCGGAUGGCAUCACAAUUGCAAUCUGCGGCUUCAUCAAUACCUCUCGUACGCAUCAAAACGGCUUUCCACUUGAGUUUUGCAGUCAUUUCCUCUUUGGAUUUCCAUAUGACUGGGAAGAAUAUGCUUCACAGUAUUCUAAUGAAGAAUCGGCUGGUAGAGGUACUCAAGCAAGCAUGUCUUCUGGCAGCAAUGCAGUUUCUUUCUUGCCAGCUUCUUUAGACAAUCUUCCUGCUACAAGGAUACGUGAUAUUUUAAUGUUUUCUGCUGGAGAUUCCGAAAACUCUAUUCUGAAAAGAACUAUUACCGAUCACGUGCUGGGAAAACUCAGUACUCAUGCUUCUCAAGAUGCAAGAACAUCAGUUGAUUCAGACAUGGGAAACACACAUUCAAAUACCUGUUCUUAUUCUGCUGAUGGUGAAAAUUCGAAUUGUCAUAAGAAGGUGAAGGUUAAUAGGAAUCAUAUGGAUGAUAAUAACAUCUCAGAUUCAAGGAGUACAAUAACAGUGGAAUCUCAGAAUGAUGUUCAGUCUAAGAUGCAUGUAAGCAUCCUUACCCGACCAACAGGUGUUACCACCAGAAGCAUGACUAGGUUGAAGUAUCUUACAGAAAAGCAGGAGGGCUUUCAUAAAAGUCUUCUGUAAAGCAUAUAAAGGCUGUUUAACUUUCAUCACCAGUGGCCAAAGGAAAGCCAUCAUGGAGAAAAUGAAGGAAACAAGCAGGCUAUAAGAAACUCUCAGCCAAAUCCUUCAUCAUACCCCCAAGUAUUCCUCAGUUUUCAACAUCAGAGCCUUCCACAAAGCAUCCCAUGAAGAUAGCUACUAGAAGUGCUUUAAUAGGGAGUCAAGAAACAACAUUAACAAGGCAGGAAGUUGACAUUGUUCAGCUUUCAUAACCAGAGGCCAUCGUAAACCGGUCUGGAGAGAAUCCAGAGAAUUAGCAGGCUGAGAAUCUUUCAGCCAAAUCCUUCAUCAUGCCUAAAAGUAAUGCUCAACUUUCAAUAUCUGAGCCGUCCAGGAAGAUAGGAACUAGAAGUGCAGUAAGAGGGAGGUGCUCAACAGCAUUAGCAAGACAGAAAGGUAAUGUCAGAAAUCCUAUUAAAUCAGCCGAGAGAAGGUGCCAAGAUAAAACUCUUGGUAAAGAUCAAAGAGUUGUUUUUUCGGCCCCAGUAGUUAAACAUGGGAUUUCUUCCAACCAUGGUUCUAGUUGUCAUUGUGAAAUAUUGUUAUAUAAUUUAUUAUGCAGUUUACUUAUGUUUAUCUUAUACCAUUAGAUAUGUUGGUUCAA
This is a messenger RNA of Theobroma umbraticum, 1594 nucleotides long. RefSeq names its product protein EMBRYO DEFECTIVE 1674. NCBI's taxonomy places the organism in Eukaryota, Viridiplantae, Streptophyta, Magnoliopsida, Malvales, Malvaceae. The record is from RefSeq and is a predicted model, not a curated record.